Ramularia collo-cygni is the source of this 549-nucleotide messenger RNA. RefSeq lists its product as uncharacterized. Bases 1 to 549 code for a protein of 182 amino acids. The transcript has 2 exons. Lineage: Eukaryota; Fungi; Ascomycota; Dothideomycetes; Mycosphaerellales; Mycosphaerellaceae. The record is from RefSeq and is a predicted model, not a curated record.
AUGCAGUAUCAGAUUCUUGCUCUCGCUUUCGCUGCCACGGCUUCCGCACAGACCGAUCUAGCAAGUGUCGUCUCAGUCUUGGCGACAGCAUUACCAUCUUCGCUGAUUUCCGAAUACGCAACGAAUUCUGCCGCAGUCGCCAGCGAGAUCUCCUCGGCCUUUGACGCUGGCAACACUCCUUCAUGGUUUGAAGCGCUGCCCAGUGCAGUUCAGACCUACCUCAUCCCAGUCGAUGAUAGCGCCAACGUCACCGGCACAUUAUUGUCCUCUUCCUCUUCCAUGGUCUCAUCAUCCUUGAUCUCUGGCGCACCUACCGUCAUCGUCAGCCCAACAGGAAACUCCACUCUCGCGACCACUCGCAGGAAUCCAACUGCCACGAGGACCACCAGCAGUUCCGAUAGUGAGAACACCGAUAGCAGCUCCGGUGACGACUCAUCAAGCAGCGAUAGCAGCAGCGAAACUUCGUCGGGCGGUGCUUCUGUGCCAACUGCGAUUAUGGGUAUGGGUUUUGCUGGUGCGGCUGGCUUGGUCGGUCUUUUGGCUUUGUAG